Blastomyces dermatitidis ER-3 is the source of this 2366-nucleotide messenger RNA. RefSeq names its product caffeine-induced death protein Cid2. Bases 1108 to 1761 code for a protein of 217 amino acids. Gene Ontology annotation, cellular component: mitochondrial intermembrane space; mitochondrion. Lineage: Eukaryota; Fungi; Ascomycota; Eurotiomycetes; Onygenales; Ajellomycetaceae. The record is from RefSeq and is a predicted model, not a curated record. The transcript is spliced from 2 exons.
GAGUAUAAAUUUCCAGAACUUGGGCGGCCACUGCGAUUCCUCAUUAUUCGCCGCUGUGGUUCGCCUGUAAUGCGUGUUCAUAAUUGUGAACUUAAGCCAACCGGUCAUGCCAAAAUGCAUAACAGGAUGAGGCGGGGAGGACAUGGUUAUCCAGAAAUAUUUCCCUUGUUGUCCCGAGCCCACAAUCUUCUUUCCCUCCAUAUGUUUCUUAAACUCCGCAGCUGUUGUUCCAGCUUUGCCAAAGACGAUUGGGUCAUCUUGGACGUGGACUUUGGUGAUGGUAUUGCCGACUAGAUACUUGCGAAUGUAGUGGACAAUUCGUGCCACUUCGGCUAGCUCAGGCAUGAUUGCAGCAAUUUAAGACGAAACUUGAGGUGUGUCUGGAGGGCCGAUGUCUGUGUUAUAUUAAAUAUGAAUUUGAAUUUGAAUGACUGCGCCUGACCCUCAAUCGGUAUCAAGGUAAAAGUUUUGAUGCGUGUCUCCGAGCUUUGGGGGAGCGUAUGAUAGCCAAAUAUUGCUUAAUUUCGUCCAAAAAAAGCAUACAAAUCCUGAUAAAGUUAGGUCUAUUUGGGGAAAGCCAGUGAACAGAAAAUAUGAGGAAUAUCAGAAGCACUCUGGCUGCGCGGUGUUCAUAUCGUAUUUAUUGUACUCAAGGCAGACGGCAUCCAGGCUAAAAAGCUAGCAGGGAUUAGUCAUCACGGACAUGCAGAAUUAAACCCCAGCAUGGAUGAUCUGGAAUGGCAAGCUUGGGAGAUCCGGACCUGGGACAUAUCUGCGGUGAAUUCGAGAGUUUGAUCGAUUCGCCGGGUAUGAUGAGUCUUGCAGAAGAAUGGAUUUCUUCCGGCGGAGAGGAAAGAAAGUGGGACGCGUUCUUCCGCAACACGCAGUCAGGUGACCUGACGUCGUUAUGGGGCUCCAUGCAAUUUGCCGACAAUUUCCUAGCUAAAUAUUUAAAUAUUCUUGUUACAUGUUUCACUACAAUAUAGAAAAAAGUCAUUGGGGUUUUUAUUUUUGAAUCAAACGCAACUUCAAUGAUCUCCCGGAUACAACAAAAUCCAACCCGCAACUAGCCAGCUAUCAACAGUUCGAGCUAUCACAAACAGAUUCAUGCCGGAGUGGUUUUGGGCUAAGCUAUCUCCCUCAGACGACCAACCGUUGCCACCGGCAAAAGGGGAAAUGUCCCGGGCUCCUUCUCAGCCAACUCUGUCUCCGCAAUUCUGUUUCAACGAGCGGGCCCUUCGAGACUUCCUCCGCAUUUCCCGAUCCACAAUAGACGACUCCAUUACACAAAAUCUAAAUGCCCUCCUCACCCCAGCACAGAAAGGGUUCGACCCUAGUAUGACAACUACCCGACAAACAGAUUUGGGAAAUAAGGGCCAGAUAGAGCCAGAAAAAUGCCGCUCGUUCCAAAAUGAUGUUCUCUUCCCCUCCUGGCAAAACCGCUCCGACGUCCUGAAUUACUGCGCUGGCGUGGCGACGAGUCCUGACCCACACGACCCAGAUCUCCUACUGCGCCUGGGGGAAUCAGCAAAGGAUAGAGAGAGGGUGGUCGACGAGCGAUUGGAUCCGUAUUCGGCCAGAUUUUUCCCGCGCGAAUCCAGGACGGAAUCGCUAGCUAUGUUGCUGAGAAAUGAAAGGGGGGUUGAACGCAUUAUACGAUCGAGGACGUGGGGUUUGGUUACGGAGCGAUGUGGUGGGGGAUCUGUAACCUGGGAGGAUGCAUUAGAUCUCUGGCGGGAGGAACAGGAUCGGAAGCAAUGACCGGUGCCCAUCCGUCCUUGUGGGUUUGUUGUGUGACAGACGUCAACUCUGCAAACACUACCAUCCAUCUAGUGGACGGGGACAGUUUCAAAAGUGUGGUAAAGAAACGAAAUAAAAGGAGGCUAUAGGGUUCUUCUACCUGCGGUCUUUUUUGUCAUACGAGUCGGCAUACAAAGGAUGAUUCAUGUAUGUGGUGUACAGAUAUCCUGGCUCGGACAGGGGGGUAAAUGUAAACUACUGUAUAAAUUCUCACUCAUGUGCUUCUGGGUUAGGUAUUCAUAUUAGACACAAUAACUACUUCUGCAAUCAUAGCUACCAGGGAGAGGCCAUACUCCACUUUCCUAUAUGUUCUCCAGCUCAAAGAUCACAAAUUGUUACGAUUGAAACUUACUGCACGAAAUUUCAACUCGCAGUUCUAAGCGCCUGCCUCCUUUCCAACUCUCUCUUCCUUAGCCCUCUUCGCCAGUUAACUUCAUCCGGGCUAAGAAUCCAUCACUUGGGAGGCAAAGUGAUCUCCAGAUUGGUAAGGGUGUCAGAGAUGUAGCAACACAGGCCUCCGGCAGCAGAUUUUUGGACAGAGCCAGGACCUAACAACGCGCUCUCAG